Molecule: messenger RNA, 1531 nt
Organism: Corticium candelabrum
Lineage: Eukaryota; Metazoa; Porifera; Homoscleromorpha; Homosclerophorida; Plakinidae
Exons: 4
Coding region: 879-1277 (132 amino acids)
Cellular component (GO): nucleus
Molecular function (GO): protein binding
Source: RefSeq, a predicted model, not a curated record
ACAGCUCUGUGUUUGGCCAGAGACUACACAUAGUUAUAUGUAGCCAGACAGCUCUCACUCUCACUGUUUGUCUGGACUAAUGUGCCCAUGGCUUGGUACUUACAGACACAGAUAAUUAAAAUUGCAUGUUUUCACAUUGAAAUAUGAGACUCUUGAGCAUGCAGUAAUACAGAUGCAACAUUACAAUAGUGGACACGGGAUAUUACCAAACAGAACAAUAUGUUGAACACAAAAUUUUGGUAAUCACAAAUGUAGGUGAUUAUCAAUAAUCCAAUUUGCUACAAAUCAAGGUGUUGGCUAAACAGUAAACAUGCUAAUAACAUUAGCACUAUAUUUAAUUAACAAUAUUUUCAAAACUAGAUAAUCUCUAAAGGAUAUACAAACUGAGAUACUGUUUGGUUGUGGGUCUGUAGAGAGACACAAUUGACAUACCAGCAGUGUAGGCAGUAAAUGAUCUUUAAAUAUUAUUUUAAGCAGACAAUUAGGUAAAAGUAUAUUUUAUUAUGGCUAGGUAACUUUCAUAUUGCCAUGACAACGGUGCGCACGCUAGCAGUUAGUUUGCUCAUCUGUUAUCUCAGCUACAUUUAAGUAGCAAACUCACCCUAGCUGAAACCGUGUAAAGAACACGUCGACCAAAUUUUAUUUCUGACCGUCAGAAAUGGCAGUGAUGGGUCUAGGAUGUGACACGUGACAGAGCUUACACACGAAGGUGUAAAGUAUGUUUGCGUAAUUUGUCAAAAUAUUGAACUGAGAACAAGGCGUGGGAAUUCGCAAGUGCCCGGCUAACGAUUUACAACCGACGGAGGCGCUUGCGUCGGUGUCUUCAGGCGAGUUCGAUUGUUCAACAUCCCGGAAACAAGCCGGAGGAUCACAGCAACAUGCCGACUCAAAAUGUCUGGGAAGCCGCGUUUACUGGGAAUGUUCGAGACGUUCAUCGCGCAGUGGACGCUGGAGCGGAACCGGAUGCGCUUGACAAGAGUGGUUUGACUGCUUUACACAAGGCCGCUAUGAACGGCCACAUUCAAUGCAUGGAAGCUCUGGUAGAGCGAGGCUGGGAUGUGAACAAGGCGGACUCAAGUGGCUGCACUGCAUUGCAUAUUGCGGCUAAGAGCGGCCAAAUGGACGCCGUCAAGUGGCUCGUUGACCAAGGAGUCGACAUCCGCGUCAAAUCGAAGAAAGGGAACACGGCGAGACGAAUGGCGAGUAACUCAGGGAAUAUGGAUAUUCAUACCUACCUCAAUGAUUUAGAGUUGACAAAAUUUGGUUCUGUCAUCUAAAGUACUACCAACGUUGCCAGAAAUGAAGAGUUCGUCGUUUGACUUCACAAUUUGUUUGUGACUGAAGAAUGGAUUUGUUGUAGGUUAUCAUAUUUGUGAGUAUUCCUUUGAUAUGUUGUGUGUGUAUAUUAGGAUUGUUUAGAUGCCUGGUAGAUGUCUGUUGCAAAUGUAUGUUACAGAAACAGAUAACAAAUGUUAGUUGGCAAGCAAGCUAUCCAUUGCUACCUUGAAACAUGUUUUUUGUUUAUUGUCUG